Molecule: messenger RNA, 1219 nt
Organism: Schizophyllum commune H4-8
Lineage: Eukaryota; Fungi; Basidiomycota; Agaricomycetes; Agaricales; Schizophyllaceae
Exons: 4
Coding region: 313-1083 (256 amino acids)
Source: RefSeq, a predicted model, not a curated record
AGUGGGCAUGGAGGUGACACUGCUGCAGUGCAUCAUCGUAUCACGAUCUGCAUAGUGCGAUGCUGUAGGUGUACUAGCAUCUGCGGGAUUUCUUUGAGUAAUAUGUAUGAGCUUCGUGCAGUUUGUAUCAUAGCGCCGCUGUAUCCCCUCGUACAUGUCAGUCACAGAAGCCGACGCCGGCUGCACUGGGCUCAGUGCUUUGAAGUCAUGAUUUUCAUGAGCGAAUUCGUGGGCGAGGGCUAUGGCAUUUGUGGCGUAUAAAGGAGCUCUCCUUCUCGAUGCUACGACCAGCGUCGGAUUCGCUUUCUCGUGAUGUCCCACAGCACACAAAGGUCAGUUGUCAGGUUCAUGCUCAUUGCUUCUGCGACGAAGCUUACCCCAGCGCUAUGUAGGUACCCCACCUCUCUCCAGCGUGAGAGGAUGGAUUCGUGGACGCACUGGCCGAUUGACACGAAUGUUGAGCUCCCGUGUGCGUCUUCGUCUUUGGACUCUCGAUUCGCAAGCAGCGCCCUCGAGGCUCCGUAUGAGUGGGGGAACGUAGCGUGCGCGGGCUCAGAGUCGUUGAUUCCUUCCACGAGAGGGGACGGGAUGGGACCCACGCUUUUCGAAGCAUCAGUCAUCGGUGGUACUGGUCAAGCAGAAUUCCGACUCGCCAACCUUCCACAAGAUCAUAUGUGGGACGACAUGCAGCAUCCAGCACAUCCUGUCAGCAGGCCCCAUUACCUCGCAGCGAACUUGGGACUAGCUAUGGGCGGACAUGGUCUGGCGAGUGUCGAUACCCGCGCGUCGGUCAGCCCUCGCGCUGACCAUGCGCUGGCCGGCCCUCGCGUCGGCCACGAUCCAGACGGCCCACGCGAUGUCGUAGGCUCAGAGAAGCGGGACAUCGCGCACGACCGUCGCCGCCGCCGCCACAAUGCCCCCAAGUAUCGGUGUCCUUGUGGCAAGUGGCUGUCGAAGAAGAGCGGCUAUGAGGACCACCUUCGCCGUCACGAGAACAAGCGCAAGUUUGCGUGUCGCCGCUGUUCCUCCCGGUUCAACACCAAGCGGGACCGCCAGAGGCACCAGAGCAGAUGCCGCGCAUAAGGAGCCUGAGGGAGAUAACACCCUAGUGGGUGCAUAGACCGCCUAGUUACUUAAAUACUAUUAGAUUAAUCUGGAAAAAGACGAGAAACUGAUGUAAUUUGUUUCCUAGCAUAUUUGUUCCAUGCACGCACCAGCG